Beta vulgaris subsp. vulgaris (sugar beet) is the source of this 2267-nucleotide messenger RNA. RefSeq lists its product as uncharacterized. The transcript is spliced from 2 exons. Bases 135 to 2108 code for a protein of 657 amino acids. The record is from RefSeq and is a predicted model, not a curated record. NCBI's taxonomy places the organism in Eukaryota, Viridiplantae, Streptophyta, Magnoliopsida, Caryophyllales, Amaranthaceae.
CAACUAAAAAUAACACUUUUACUGUUGCACUUGCAAAUUGCAAUUGCACCCCCAAAAUCUAUAAAUAAGCCCUUACUUUUCAGUUUAACAUAUCUUCUCUCUCCAAAAAUCACAAGUCUUAACAACCCAAAGCCAUGAACAAAGAGGAAAAUCAAAAGGAAAUAAAGGUGGGAGAUACAUCUGAUUUUGUCAUGGUUGAAAAGGAAGAAUUGCAAUGUAAAGAAGCUACCCAUGAUUCAGAAAAAGAAACACUGAAAGAAACUGAUGUUCCAGUACAAAUCAAAGUGCGGGAAGCAGAGACAGAGGAGAAGAGUAGCAAAGGUGAACAAGAAAAUGAAGAGACGACAAAUGUAGACAAGGAGAAAAAUGAUGGUUAUUCUGAACUAGAAGAGAAAGAAAAGAGAAGUGAGAAGGAUGCUAAGGAAGCUGAAGAAAGUAAAAUUGAGGAGCAACUUCAGUGCCCAAAGAAUAUAAAAGAAGAAUCAGAGCGAGAGCAAGAGAUAGAAAAUGAUACCAAUAAAAAACGAAAAAAGAAAGAAGAGAAGCAUAUAGGUAAAGAUGAGGUUGAGGACAGGUCUGCAGAUGUAAAACAGGAGAAAAAAGAGGACAAGAAAAACAAAGUAGAGAAGAAAAUUGAGAAGAAGCAGAAGACAGCCAAGAGUGGAGACGAGAAAGCAGAAGAAUCAGGGGAAGAAUUAGAGAAGGACAAAGACAAGAAAGGAGACAAGAAGAAGAAAAAGAAAGACAAAGAGCAAGAGGAUGCAGGUUCACUAGAGGCCGAGUGCAAAGAUGGAAGAGUGAAUGCAAAAGACGAAAAGGAAGAGAAGAAGAAAAAGAAAAAUGAAGAUGAAGAUAAAAAGAAGGAGAAGAAAAAGAACGGGGAGGAUGGUCAAAAGAAAGAAGUAUAUGAAAAGGAGAAGGAAAUGAAGAAGAAACAAAAGGAAAAGAAGCCUAAAAGUGAAGAUGAACAGAAGAAAAACAAGGAUGAGGUUCUGGGAAAGUUAGAGGAGCUGGAGGAGAAGGGAUCUAAGAAAGCUAAGAAGAAGGAAGUCAAGGUUGAGAAAGCAGAAGAAUCAGAAGAAGAAUUAGAGAAGGAGAACGACAAGAAAAAAAAGAAGAAAUCUCAUAAGCAUGAGGUUGAAGAGGAAGCAAAAGACAAAAAGAGUGGGAAGAAGGAAAAGACGGACGAUGGUGAAGAGAAAAAAGUGAAGGAGAAGAAGCUGAAGGAAGACUGUAAAGAAGGGUCAGAAGAGGAAGAGAAGGAAGAAAAGAAGGAAAAGAAAGAUAAGAAGCACAAAAGCAAAGACAGAGAUAAGGAACACGAGGAUAGUGUAGGGUCAUCAGAGAAAGAAAACAAUAAAGAUAAGACGAAGAUGAAAAAGGUUGAUUAUGAGAAAGGUGGAGAAUGCAUAGAAGAGAAAAAGGAAGAAAAGAAGGCGAAGAAGCACAAGGAUGGGGAUAAUUUGGAGGAAGAAUCGGAAGGUGAAGCAAAAAAAGAGAAACUGAAGAAAGAUAAGAAGCUUGAUGGUGAAUCUCAUGUGGAAGAUGAAUCAGCAGAAGAGACCAAGGAGGCGGAGAAGCAAAAGAAGAAAGACAAGAAAAAACCAAAGGAUCCUAAGAAAUGCAAGGAUGAAACUACCACAAGGGAGAAAAACAGUGAUAAAGAAUCAAAGGAUAUUGAUGAACAGGACCAAAAGAAGGAAAAGAAAAAGAUAGAGAGGGCAAAGAGUAAAAAGGACGAGGAAGAAGUCAAAGAUCUUGUGAAGCUAAAGAAGAAGCUGGGGAAGGUUGAGGGAAAGAUAGAAGCCCUUCUUAUAAAAAAGGCUAACCUCUUGUCUCUCGUUAAAGAGGCCGAGGAUAAGAACCAUGAGUUGAUCGAAAAGGUCAAAGAAGUUCAGGGUGCUACAGCUUCCACAAUUCAAACAGUUCAAACAGGGCAGAUGAAGGAGGUGGCGACAAAGAGCAAUGAUCAAACUUUACAACGCGAAAAUGUUGUUGUACUUGUAGCUAAGGAUGUAAGUGUUGAGAAGGAAGAGCAUGGCCAUAUUGACCCUCCUGAGAAGUGUAAAAAUUUAGCUACAACUGAAGGCGAAAGUCAAGCGAUGUAGGAUUUUGUUCAGCUAUUGCUUGUGACGAAAGCGAUGAAGAUGGUUGGUGAGACACUUGUAUUCUAUACUCCGUGUUAUGUGUAUUGUGUGUGUUUACUUUUUAUGAAAUAUAUAUUCAAUGAUGUUUCAUAUGAAUAGAAUAUUGAUAAUUUUGCUGUA